AUGAAGUCGUCUGCUCUAAUUUCUGGACUUCUCUUAGGAAUCAUCUCUCAAACCUCAGCUGCAAUUAUGAGAAUACCCGGACCAAGCGCAGAUAUUGGUACCGCCCUUCAUGGCACUCUGGGUGAUACUUCUGGUGUAGUGGCUUGGUCGGGUUCUUUUACAGAGAUGCAGGACAGACUAGCCGAAGGACAAAGACUUGCACAUCUACCGCCUCCUAAGUGGGAAUUGGGAUCUCCUUUAGCAGCGAACGACGCAAAAGAAGCAGCUUUGGGACCUUCUACGCUUGACCAACACCUCGAUGUAAAAUCUGAACAAUACAAGACGAUUCAAUUGGCCGAUAGAAGGAUCUUGAAGGGUGGAAGUGGUAAAGCAAUUAAAUUUCGUCCUGGCGCGGGCUCUUUGGCGGCUGACACACCCUUCUCCACAAAGUUAACCUGGGUAUUCCUAGCUGGACAUCUUGCUAUGUUGAGGCAUUGGUUUGCCAGGCUCUGA
This is a messenger RNA of Melampsora larici-populina 98AG31, 492 nucleotides long. RefSeq lists its product as uncharacterized. The transcript has a single exon. The coding region runs from base 1 to 492 and encodes 163 amino acids. The record is from RefSeq and is a predicted model, not a curated record. NCBI's taxonomy places the organism in Eukaryota, Fungi, Basidiomycota, Pucciniomycetes, Pucciniales, Melampsoraceae.